Molecule: messenger RNA, 1419 nt
Organism: Armigeres subalbatus
Lineage: Eukaryota; Metazoa; Arthropoda; Insecta; Diptera; Culicidae
Exons: 1
Coding region: 1-1419 (472 amino acids)
Molecular function (GO): nucleic acid binding
Source: RefSeq, a predicted model, not a curated record
AUGACUUUGUUAGAUCAAGAGUUGGCCGAUGAACUUAAUCUUUCUGGACCCAUCAACCCACUCGGUCUUCGUUGGACAGGAGGUACAGAACGCUGCGAAAAGAAUUCACGGGUUAUAGAUCUGCUUUUAUCUGGUACCCACAGCAACGCCAAGGAAUAUCAGCUAUGCGGUGUACGUACGGUCAAGGAGCUCAUGCUACCGUACCAAUCACUCGAUAUGGAGCACAUGGUUCAGCGAUAUCCACACUGCCGUAAACUGCCCAUAGAUUCCUACGACAACAUCCGCCCCCGAAUUCUCAUUGGUUCAAAACACGCUGCAGUGGGGCUAGUACUGAAAAGCAAGGAAGGGACCAUGGAUGAGCCGAUAGCUGUUAAGACUCGGCUUGGGUGGACAGUAUAUGGGGGAUACAACGACGCAACAUCGUCAAGCUUCGUCCACUAUUCCUUUCAUGUAUCUGAAAGCGAUACUCAACCCGAUGAACACCUGCAUCAAAUAGUAAAAGACUAUUUUGCCCUGGAAAGUCUUGGUAUAUCAAAGACAGGCAGUGAACUUCUUUCUACAGACAACCAGAGAGCUGUAACCCUUCUGCAAAAUCUCACCAAAUUUACCGGAACGCAAUACGUAACUGGUUUACUGUGGCGGUACGAUGGAGUUCGUCUACCUGACAACAAGGAAAUGGCCCUUCGUCGAUUUUUCAGCCUCGAGAAACGAUUGCGGAAAGAUCCAGAGUUGGCCGUUGCAUUGCAUCAGAAAAUUCUCGGCAAAUUGCAAACAAAGAUAGAUAGUGAUAAAAUUCUUAAAGAGUUCGUGAGUGCCGACACCAGCUGGACAUUUAAUCCUCCAUUAGCUCCUCAUAUGGGUGGAGGAUGGGAGCGACUCAUCCGGAGCUUGAAAAGAAACAUGAUGGCAAUCUGUCCAUCUAGAACGCCCUCCGAAGAAGUUUUGCGGAAUGUGUUUGCAGAGAUCGAAAAUACGUUAAAUUCACGUCCACUAACCCAUGUUCCCGUAGAGGACGAUGCAUCGCCUGCCCUCACACCUAAUCAUUUUUUAUUGGGAUCAUCGAAUGGCACCAAGCCACUUGUGUCGCUCAAUGACAGCGGGGCGCUGAUGAAACAAAACUGGCGGACGUCACAGGCUUUAGCAGCCCAGUUUUGGAAGCGUUGGUUGUCCGAAUAUCUUCCAGAUAUCACUCGUCGUACGAAGUGGUAUACGGACACAAAGCCUAUCUCUAUGGGCGAUAUUGUAAUCAUUGUAGAUCCUAGCCUUCCACGAAAUUGCUGGCCCAAGGGAAGGAUUAUUAGUACCAAUGUCGGCAGAGAUGGACGAAUUAGGUCAGCUACAGUGAAAACGGUAAGCGGUGUCUACGAAAGGCCGGUAACAAAAUUGGCAGUGCUGGACGUGCGACGCGAUGGAGAAUAA